Anopheles cruzii is the source of this 5533-nucleotide messenger RNA. RefSeq lists its product as uncharacterized. NCBI's taxonomy places the organism in Eukaryota, Metazoa, Arthropoda, Insecta, Diptera, Culicidae. Gene Ontology annotation, biological process: protein deubiquitination involved in ubiquitin-dependent protein catabolic process; protein K11-linked deubiquitination; protein K63-linked deubiquitination. The coding region runs from base 1 to 3579 and encodes 1192 amino acids. Gene Ontology annotation, cellular component: cytoplasm; nucleus. The transcript is spliced from 4 exons. Gene Ontology annotation, molecular function: cysteine-type deubiquitinase activity; K63-linked polyubiquitin modification-dependent protein binding; DNA binding. The record is from RefSeq and is a predicted model, not a curated record.
AUGGAGACCACUCAUUUAGUGACAGAAUUCAUCACCCACACCGGAGCCAAUACGCAGGACGCAGUCAGCUGUCUGAAAUCUUGGGAAUGGGAUCUGAAGAAGGCUUUAAUAGAUUACAAUGAUACGUCAACAAAUGAAUAUUUUAACAAUAAAAAAAACGAAAAUGAUGGUUUGAUGAAUGCACGAUCAUCCGCACCACCGUCAUCAUCGUCUCAUUUGCACGGAUCCACCGUAUCCUGCUCGUCGACGGGUGGAUCCAUCAUUUCGUCGCUGCCGAGCGCCACAUCUUCCGCGCCAGUGUUCAGUAAUCAGCGCCACCAGCAACAACUGCACCACCAUCACCACCAGCAGCAACCGUACCAUCAAUAUCCGAACGGUGCUCCGAGCGGCGGUGUAAUCAGAAACGGUGUGGUUUGUGGUGGCAGUAACAGCAGCAGUACCAGUAGCAAUAGUAGUGCAAUUUUGCAUGUUCAAACACCACCAACGACGGUGAAAUCCUCGACAGCCUCGCUGGGUGGGGCAGCCGUUAAUCCGCACCGUCAACAUCAAUAUCAUCCGCACUACGGCAUUGCUGCAGCAGGGUCGCUGGCGGGAAAUGACACUUCCGAACGGUGCAGUAACGGAGGCGGCUGUAUCAAUCCUGCGUCCCACGCCACUCGACCGUCGGCCUCGCAACUGAAACCGAUGCUAACCAAAGCCGAUUCGGUUGACAUUUUCGAUUGUAAGAAGCUGGAACGAGGAAUCUCCCGCGCGACCGAAAAUGUGACACUCGUAUUCCGAGCGAGGCAAGAGUUUGAAAUGGAUUUCCACGCGCACAUCCACGAACAGAACGACAAAAAUCUAAACUUUAUCGACACCCCGGACUACACGUUCACGCUGCCGGACCUGACAAAGUAUACGGAUGAUUUUCGGAAAUUCCUCGAAAAGGAUCUUAUUGAAAGCUCGACGCUGAACUCGCUGGAAGCAACGAAUCGGCUGAACUGGUGGUACGAAUCCGGUGCCUGCCGGAAGCUGUGGCCCCUGGCGACGACGGGCGAUGGCAACUGUUUGCUCCAUGCAGCGUCCCUCGCCAUGUGGGGCUUCCAUGACCGGCGGCUAACGUUGCGCCGCACGCUGCACGAUAUUCUGUCGAAGGAAGAGUUCCGGGACGCGCUGUACCGUCGGUGGCGGUUCCAGCAGACGCGCGUCAACCGGCAGGCGGGCUUUGUGUUUUGCGAGAGUGAGUGGGCCAAGGAGUGGGAAGAAAUUGUGGCGAUUGCGUCGCCCGAGCCGAGGCGCAAUUCGAAAAGCACCGGCCCGUCACGGCGGCGAUCGUUGCUGAUCGAGAAAAGCUUCGACGCCCUCGGCUCGAACGUGACCGGACCGGACGAUGAGAACGCCACGUACGAGAGCCUGGAAGAGAUCCAUGUGCUUGCGCUGGCGCACAUUCUGCGACGUACCAUCAUCGUAGUGUCGGACGUGUUUCUGCGGGACAUCAAUGGUGAAGCGUUUUCCCCGAUACCGUUCGGGGGGGUGUAUUUGCCGUUCGAGGUGCCGUCGAACGAGUGUCACCGGGCGCCGUUGCUGCUGGCGUACGAUAUGGCACACUUUUCGGCGCUCGUGGCCAUGGAAGCACCGAACGAUAGUCCCCCGGCUUUGAUACCACUGGUGGACGCGUCGAACCAACUGCUGCCGAUACAGUUUUGUAUUGAUCCCGGUACAGACUUUAACUGGCGCGAGUACGACGGCAGUGACGGCAAUUGGACGCUAACCGACCGCGAGCACAUAGCGCUGCUGAAGGAGUAUCUCGACAUUGUGCACGCCACCGGCAUCGAGAGUCCGGACGAUGAGAUCUACUACGACGACUAUUCGGACGAUGAGUACGAAAAGAAACUGGGCGAAGGGGAGCUCGGAUUCGCCGCGGAUGAGCAUUACAAUAACAACACCAUCGUUGGGACCAUCGGGCCGGGCACUGCGACCGCCAGUACGGCGGCAACAACGACAUCGACCACCGUUUCGUCGAUGACGGCCUCCAACCAAUCGCUGCCACCCGGUGGUGCUGGUAGUGGCAAAGAUGCCGGGGGCAAAAGUAAGGCCGCCAAGCAGCUGCAGAGCGUGGCGAAGCAGUUCGGUAGUAUUGGCAAGUCGAUGAGCCGGAAGCUUCGCAAAAACAUUGGCUCGAUAACGCGCAUCGGCAGCAAGAAUAGUGGCAGCGGUGGCAGCAAGAAGGCACACCUCCACGACAAAAGCGGCGGCCGUGGAGAGUGCUACCCUCGGUUUCGCAUUCUCUGUGCGCAGCUGAAGUCCCGCCGGCACGAGUACCAGGAGGAAAUGAUCAAGAAUUAUCUCGAGUGCGCGCAGGAACGCUACCUGGAGGCGGAAAAGACGCGCGAACGCAAGGAAUUGGAGCGGAUGACCAAGUAUGUGGCCGAGGCAGGGAGUCAGGUGCAUCAUCACGAGCAGGAUGAUGAUGGCAUCGGAUGCGGAGACGGUGGUGGUGUUGGUGUUGGUGGCGUGUCGGAAGUCGAUGGAGGAGACAUGGUGAACUGUAUCAAUGCCAACUGUCUCAAAUAUGGCACGGCAGCCACCAGUUACAUGUGCCUAGAAUGUUACGAGACGCAGUGCAAGCGGGAGUCGCACUGCAACAGUGGCGGAAGCAAUCUUUACUCGCCCGAUUACACCCCUCGCUAUGGGACGGGCAAAUCGCGGUUCUAUGCGGAAGCCGACAUGGAAGCCCACGACCGGAUACAGAGGCUCCCGUCGGCGAGGCGACUGAACGAUCUCGAUCAAACGCUCUAUCUGUCACGGUCCACUUUCUACAAUGACACGCGACCGAACGAAGCGCUGCACGCAUCGUCGGUAGGUGGACAGCAGCAAGUCUCCUACGGUCAAGCAGUGCUGGUAGCACCCCCGUCGGAGUCGAGCGGUUCCGUGCUGCCAAGUAGUCAGCCACCUCCUCACCACCACCAUCACCAUCAUCACCACGUUGUCGGUGUUGGUGGCGUUGAAAGCCAGGUACCGGCACAACAUUCGCAACACCAGGCCAGCCAGCCACGAGCUUCCUAUCGGUGGGGACCCGAUAAUGUGCAGCAGUUUGCAGCACCCGAGUACACUAAUUGUGCCAAACCACCCAUUGGUUCCGGUGCCAUGGCUGCCGCUUCGAGCGGAAUGGUAGCUUCCAUUUACUCGCCCGGCGGAACCAACAACAGUAGCAACACCAAUCUGGCAUACAAUCGGCAAACGACGGCAAAGUGUGUGGUCAAUCUUCCUCCCGUUUCGACGGGCAGCGGUGCUCAGUCAUCAGGCAUUGACAUCGGGAAACCACCGCAUCCGUCUUACGCCGGCAGUGGCGUCUCGUCCAGUGCUAUUGAAGCUUCCAGAUCGGUACAACCAUUUUCUUCCUCCUCAUCGUCAUCUUCCCUUGGUGGUAGCGGCGGCGGCGGUGGUGGCAACAACGGCGGCCUCCAACAGACACCAAUUGUUGUAAACAGCAGCCACUACGGCAAGAAUCAACUUUGCCGUACCGAAGGGUGCAAGUUCUACGGUAGCAUCAAUACCAACUUCUAUUGCUCGAAAUGCUGUCAGGAGUACAACAUUUAGGAGCUGUAAGACAUUUACCAUCUACAUCACCACGUUUUCAUCGCAAGUUUUAGUUCUUUCCAAGAGAAACACAAGCAAACGACACAAACUUACACAAACUGUUCUUGUUCUACCAACUUGUGUGUGACGGACAAUGUUUCAGAGAGGCGUAAGCAAACCAAAUUGGAAGAUAAAAGCAAACCAAACAACAAACAAGUGAAAAAAACACACACACAAGAGAAAUACGAAAGAUACAGGAACACAAAGAUUAUAUUGGCUGUUGAUGUAGCUUAGCAUAGUAGAGAAGUCAGUGAAAUUGUGAUAUAUUGUAGGUCAUAUCCACGGUGAAUAUGGACAUAUUCAUUCAAUCAAAUGUGUGGUUUUUUGCUAUUGAUGUUCAAGUGUUCGAUAGAGGGUGCGCGUGUCCGUGGAGGCGUUUACUUUUGGUCAAUCUGUUGAGAUUUUAGUGUACUGCACUGGCUUUGUUGCUUCAGUAUUCCGCAGACCAGAAGAGAGUGAUGCAGGGAUGCAGACAGUGCACAGGCGGUGUUUCGCGUGGUGUCUCGGGCGGCUUCGUUUUCGAUUUCUAUCCGUAGUUCUUUUUUGAUAGUUGGAAGAAACACAGAUUUAACUUCGUCGACAUUAGCUUUUUACCACACGUACGCGGUCGUUGUGCUUCUAACUAUAAAGAAUGACUCUUUUCCCCCUGACACAAGCUGCAUGUUACGUCCGCCUUGGACAUUUCAUUGUUUUUCAACGCAUAGGUUUUUUACACUCGCACGUUCUCGCUGCACGUAAUGAGCAUUACUUGCUGCGUCUCUGAUAAAUCUUUCGUUUUUAAAACAUAGUUUCAUUAAAUAGUUUUAAAGGCCAGUAAGAGUAUUGCAAGCGUGUUGUACUCAUAUCAGCACUGCUCAAGUAAGAUUGGUUGGUUCCGUCGUAAUUGAAGGUUGUUUUUUAACCAUGCAACCGUUUGCUUAAAAGUGCAACAUGAAGCCUACACCCAAAAGCAAGGUAACCUACAAAGAGCAAAAGUUUUUCCAGCGUGCAAUUUGCUGCGGCUAAAGACCAGGUUUCAGAAGCAUGUUGCGGAUGACGAAUGAACGAAAAGCCGAUGUUUUCCGUUGUUGCUUUGGUUCGAAAAUUCAAGGCCUCCCAGAAAUUCGCCGGUAUUAGGUCGUUCUGCAGCAUCAGCAUGGAGCAUGACAUAGCUUUUAAUCAAACGGAUCAAUACCAAAAUCGGCCACAGCAGGAAGAUGCUAAGAAUAUAUAGACAUAACUUGUUACGUUACAUAUGUAAUCUUUUGAACGUUUUUUUAUUUAAUCGUUUUGUAGGAUACGCGUCACGUUUCAAAAUGUGGUAACCGUUACAUGAGCUUGUUAAGUAAUGUGGUAAGCUAGCGUGCCCUGCUUACAACGGUGGCCGAUGUUAACAUUCGAUUCUUUUCGUUUUUAAAAUGAGCUUUUUUGGUUUUUUAACAGUACUUCUCUUGAGGAAAACUUUUGAAGCGGUUUUCAGCAAGUUGACAAAAUUAGCACAGUAAGGUGUGUGGUGGUAUGUGUGAGCAACUGAUCGGCUCCAAUAAUCUGCUCCAAAGCAAGGAGGCCAGUGUGUCCGUAAAUGCGUAGUCAGGACGGAACAGAAAGAAAUUCAAUAUACAGAGAAAGGUAGUACCGAAAGUUCGAUAUAUUUAUUCUACGGAGCCCCCCUCUGCAUAUUGUGAAGAAAAUGCGCUUCGUUAGGAAGGAACGAGAAGGCGAUCCAUGAGAUGGCAUCCAGCGUUAAACGACGUUUGUCAAAUAAAUUAUGAAAAGAUAUUUAAUUUUCUAGAACCUAUUACUAACAACAGUUUGAACAAUAUUCGGUGACGAAACUUCCAUGAGAAAAUGUAUAAAACCAAAACUUGUAACGAAUUGUUUUCUCAGAUAUUAGAGUCUCGACUAAUAAAGACACGCGAUUGUGUGUGUGAGUGUU